UUGAAGUGAGUCAUCUAACGACGUGACCUGUAGAAGACACUGAAGUUCACUUAGUCGCCAAAAUCAGUUCAACAAAGUCCAGAGCGGUACACUCAUCAUUGCCGUGAGUCACUGCUAUAGGGACAGGACUAAACCUACGAGAGCACCGAGUUCACUGAAGAAAAGUUAGGUAUAAAGGAAUCGAUUUGCUUGGAGGUGCUUCUUUUGCCUCUGAAGACACUCUGAUCGUGUGGGAAUUCAUUAUCAACCUUCUGAAAUCUCCUCCUCUUUCCCUGGAUCAUGUACCAGGAUUACACCGGGACAUACGACACAUCCUCCCGCGGCAGCAGCAGCUCACCAGCGCACCCGGACACCAGCCCCAUCCCCGCCUCCAACUACCAGAAGUACAGAGUAGACAUGCCUGGCUCUAGCAGUGCCUUUAUUCCAACAAUUAAUGCCAUAACGACCAGUCAGGACCUGCAGUGGAUGGUUCAGCCCACAGUAAUCACAUCCAUGUCUAAUCCAUAUUCCCGGCCUCACCCGUACGGCCUGUCUGUGUCUAGUGGCCCGAGCCUCCUCGGCCACACAGCCCUCACACGGCCCGGGGUAAUCCGGUCCAUCGGCGACACACGUGGGCGACGCAAGCGAGACGAGCAGCUCGCCCCAGAGGAAGAAGAAAAACGGAGAGUUAGACGAGAAAGAAACAAACUAGCUGCAGCAAAAUGUCGGAACCGCAGAAGAGAACUGACCGACUUGCUGCAAGGGGAGACAGAGAAGUUAGAGGAGGAGAAGGCUGACCUGCAGAAAGAAAUCGAGACCCUGCAGAAGGAAAAGGACAAGUUGGAAUUCAUGUUGAUGGCCCACAGCCCCGUGUGCAAACUGCCCCCUGAAGAACGCCAUCAGAGCUCGCAUUCCCAGCAGUGUACGCCCCUUCCUCUGACCAUGCGCUCCAACCUGGGUCCCCGGGGACUGAUGAGUACCCUCAACCCAGUGGUGGUUAAACAGGAGCCUUUGGAAGAAGAUGACGAUGAGGAAGAAGGAAAAAUCCAGCGUUCAGUCAUCAAGCCCAUCUGCCUAGGUGGCGGCAUGUAUUGUUCUGAUGGAGACAGCCUCAACACACCCUUGGUGGCAGCUUCCACCCCGCUGUCCACCCCAAACAACCCAAGCCUCAUCUUCACCUACCCCAGCAUGCUUGAGCCCGAGAGUCCUUCGCCAUCAUCGGAGUCCUGCUCCAAAGCCCACCGCCGCAGCAGUAGCAGCGGCGACCAAUCCUCAGAUUCCCUAAAUUCCCCCACCCUGUUGGCACUUUGAAGGAAAAUUUGAUCCAUUCUCGUGGAUCUCCAGAGCACCCUCAGCUGGGAUUUGAGUGAGGACUUCACCUCAACAAAGCUGAGAACCCUCAAGGGCUAAUUUGCUCAUUUUAUUUAAACGUUUCAGAAGAGAGUUUUUGUUGUCUUGUUUAAACGUAUGUGCAAAUUCCACUCGCUGUUUCAGCUACAAAUAGUGGUGAGUUUCUGGAAUGAAGAUGAAAAAAGCGGGAGUCGAGAUUUCAUCUUUAGCAAGACUCAGAGCAACUUGCAGUCGUCGGCUGCCUGUACAGAAGAGCACGAUAUUUCCUGCUGGCUGCCUGACUAAUAAGAGAUUGGAAUUGCUUGCAAAAUCGAAUUCUUGAUAGGUACAAAAUAAGACAUUGGACACUACGGUAGAUAGCUGCCCUCAAAACAUCUUUGUAUUUGUGACGUGUGAUAUGUGUCCCUUUGUAUUUUGUGUCCUGCUGUUUAUAAUAUUUCGGGUUCACUGGAUGAGCCUCACUGCUGAGUGUCGAAAGAACCGUCUUGUAUAAUAAAAUGCUGACCUUUGUUGCUAUUUUGUAUAUGCGGCACAAGCACUAAGAUCAUUUGCCAAAUUUACGUAGCUUUUGUUAUGUAAAGCAAACAAACAAACAAAAACAC
This is a messenger RNA of Sinocyclocheilus anshuiensis, 1931 nucleotides long. RefSeq names its product fos-related antigen 2-like. The record is from RefSeq and is a predicted model, not a curated record. Gene Ontology annotation, cellular component: nucleus. The transcript is spliced from 5 exons. Gene Ontology annotation, biological process: regulation of transcription by RNA polymerase II. Gene Ontology annotation, molecular function: RNA polymerase II cis-regulatory region sequence-specific DNA binding; DNA-binding transcription factor activity, RNA polymerase II-specific. Bases 280 to 1290 code for a protein of 336 amino acids. Lineage: Eukaryota; Metazoa; Chordata; Actinopteri; Cypriniformes; Cyprinidae.